CUGGUCUCACCACGCCAGCUGUCUCAGCGCGAUAAUAUGCAAGCAUCAUGCAAGGGAUUCGCAGGAAUGACGCUAGCCAGGGUUGAGGUCUCAUUCGGAGGAUUUCUUUUUCAGAUCCCCGCCAACGGAACCACAAACCGACCGAUAAGAGUGCACGUCUAAUAGAAGAACUUCUUGCUUGUUAAUGUCCCCAUGCCCCGCUCUAUUCGUGCUACCACGCUUUCGCUAUUCUUUAUUUCUCUGAUUCCCCUCCUCUUGCCUUUCCUCACAUCGUGGCCGGAUCACAGAAAUGGAGAUUGAGCGCGAACAAAAAAGCCUCUGGCAUGUGGGCAUCGAGUCGCACGAGGGCUCCCUCGAGUCACCCACCGAGCACACGAACACUGCAGUUGACCCGGGCGAUGAGGGUGAGAAGCGUGUAAGGCAUAUGCAAGAAGGCAAUGGCCUAUUGCGAUCGCUGCGCAAUUUCGAGACGUGGAUCGACCGCAGAUUGGGCGUGGAGGCCAUGGGAGUCGAGCGAGUACCAGAAGAUAAGCGACGGCCACCACAGAAAUUGAAUAUGAUGUUCUUUUGGUUCUCCGUCCUGAUAAGCCCAACCCUGAUCCCGAUCGGCUCGCUGGGCCCUAUCUUCGGCCUCUCGGUGCACACCUCAGUCAUCCUGACUAUCUUCGCGGCUCUCCUCGGAACCAUUGUACCCGCAUUUACUGCGACGCUGAGUCCACCCAGCGGCCUGCGCCAGGUGGCCGUUGCCCGCUAUGCAUUCGGCAUCUGGGGAGCGAAGUUCUGCGGCCUGCUGAACAUCAUCGUCAAUGGCGGAUACGCGGUGAUUGCCGCGGUGGUCGGAGGCCAGCUCCUCGUCGCCGUGUCUGGCGGUUCCAUCCCACUGGCAGCGGGGAUCGUCAUCAUCGUCGCGAUCGGCUUUCUCGUAUCCUUUUGCGGCUUUACUCUCAUCCAUCACUACGAACGAUACGCCUGGAUCGUUGCCCUGGUGCUUAUUUGUGUGACAUGGGGUCAGUCCGCCCGAUACUUUACUCCCACCCCCGGGCUGAGCAAACUCAGCGGCAUCGAUUACAGCGGGGCCUGUCUGAGCUAUUUCGCCGUUGUCUUCGGCGUCGCCUGCUCGUGGUGUCCCAUCGCAGGCGAUUACUACAUCCACUACCCAGCGGACACCAACAAGUGGCUCGUCUUCUCCCUCACCUACUUCGGCCAAGUGCUUCCAACCGUCUUCGUCGGCACAUUGGGGAAUCAUUUCGGGGGCAUCAUCACUUCCAACGACGAAAUGUCAGCAAUCUACAACACAAAAGGAACAGGCGCGCUAAUCCUAGCCACACUCCGACCAUCGGGCUGGGCCAAAUUCGCCUGUACCAUAUUCGCCCUAACCUUCCUCGCAAACGUAAUAGCAAACAUUUACUCCAGCGCCCUCUGCAUCCAGCUCUGGGGCAAACACUUCCUGGCCAUCCCGCGCUUCAUCUGGUGUGCCCUAAUGUCCAUAAUCGUGCUCGCCCUCGCCUGGGGCGGCCGCAACAAGCUCGAAGCCAUCAUCGACAAUUUCCUCGCCAUCCUCGGCUACUGGACCCUCGCCUUCGGCCUCAUCCUCGCCAUCGAGCACUUCUGGUUCCGGCCCCGUCUCGGCGGUUACGAUCUCAGCGCCUGGCAGGAUCCGAAGCGUAUGCCUGUUGGGAUUGCGGGUACGGCGGCUUUGUUGAUUGGAAUCGGGUUCUCGUUUUUGGGGAUGUCUCAGACUUGGUAUGUGUCGCCCGUGGCGAAGAAGAUUGGGAAGAGUGGUGGGGAUGUGGGGGAUUAUCUCGUUUUUGCUUCGGUGGGGGUCUUUUAUCCGAUUUUGAGGACUUUGGAGAUAAGGCUUAUGGGGAGGUGAGUGUGGGCUUGUGAGCCCUGGUGGUGUGGACGUAAAAGGUUGUGCCUUGGCUAGAUCCAUAGUGUAUAGUACUGCCAAUGGGUCGUUUCCCGGUAGUAAAGCAGAGUAGUAGGUUGUCUUUAU
Aspergillus pseudotamarii is the source of this 1996-nucleotide messenger RNA. Its product is annotated as purine-cytosine permease family protein. Gene Ontology annotation, cellular component: plasma membrane; fungal-type vacuole membrane. The record is from RefSeq and is a predicted model, not a curated record. Bases 290 to 1873 code for a protein of 527 amino acids. Gene Ontology annotation, molecular function: transmembrane transporter activity. The transcript is spliced from 4 exons. Lineage: Eukaryota; Fungi; Ascomycota; Eurotiomycetes; Eurotiales; Aspergillaceae. Gene Ontology annotation, biological process: transmembrane transport.